This is a messenger RNA of Nicotiana attenuata, 429 nucleotides long. RefSeq lists its product as uncharacterized. The coding region runs from base 1 to 429 and encodes 142 amino acids. The record is from RefSeq and is a predicted model, not a curated record. Lineage: Eukaryota; Viridiplantae; Streptophyta; Magnoliopsida; Solanales; Solanaceae. The transcript is spliced from 2 exons.
AUGGAAGCUAAGACUGCGACAUUUGUACUCUUGUAUGAGGAACUUGGGGGCAGAGGCAGUGACAAGAGAUUGUACUGGUUAGCCAAGGUUAGAGAGAGGAAGGCUCGGGGAAAUAAAGGAGAUAACCAGUUCAGAUUCAUACCGCAGCGGUCGACUACAGAAGCUAUUCAUCUUGUGAGGAGAUUGGAGGAGCAGUAUAGGGAAAGGAAGAAGGACUUGUAUAUGGUGUUCAUUGAUCUAGAAAAACCCUAUGACAAAGUCCAGAGUGAGGUUCUAUGGAGAUGUUUAGAGGUUAGCGAAAUUCUAGUAGUGUACACUAGGGUGAUUAGGGAUUUGUACGAUGGUGCUAAAACUUGGGUGAGGACUGUGGGAGGAGACCUGGAACAUUUUUAUAGUGAUGAUGGGGUUACAUCAGGGUUCAUCUCUUAG